UCGGAAGCCUGAAGUGUGGAACGAAAACUAGAGUCGGAAAGAGCAAGAGUAGGCGUAGCUGCGCAGGAAGGGGACGACCAAAGAGAGGGACAUGAGACAUGGAGCAAGAGCAAGACAUUAGACUGGAAAGCUUCCUGAAGUGGGCAUCAGACCUUGGAAUCUCAGACUCGUCAGGAUCCCUCCCUUGUGUCUGUCUGGGACAUUCUGUCUCCCUCGCUUACUUUCCUCUCGCUGGCGGUAGAGGUCUGGGUGCUGUGCGUGAUCUUAGGAAGGGAGAGCUAAUUCUCAGAGUUCCUAAAUCCGCUUUGAUGACGAGGGAAAGCCUACUGAAGGAUGAAAAGCUCUCUGUUGCUGUCAGUAGGCACCCUUCUCUAUCCUCGACCCAGAUAUUGACUGUUUGUUUGCUAUAUGAAAUGGAUAAAGGAAAGAGUUCAUGGUGGCUCCCUUAUCUGAUGCACUUGCCCCGCAGCUAUGACAUAUUAGCAACUUUUGGUGAAUUCGAGAAGCAAGCUCUGCAAGUAUCUGAUGCUAUCUGGGCUGCAGAAAGGGCCAUAUCAAAGGCAAGAUCAGAACGGAAUGAAGCUAAUCAAUUGAUGGCAGAACUUAAUCUUAAGCCUCAACUUCUGACCUUUAGGGCAUGGUGUUGGGCUGCUGCAACAAUAUCCUCAAGGACGUUGCAUAUACCAUGGGAUGAAGCUGGAUGUUUAUGUCCUGUGGGAGACUUAUUUAAUUAUGCUGCACCAGGAGAGGAGACAUUUUGUUCCGAAGAAGUAGACAAUUUGCUGUGUGCCUCAUCCUUUCAGGUCACUUCUCUGUUAAAUGGGGACUGUGCACAUAAGUUAAAUGUGGAGGAAUUGGAUGCCCAUGAUCUGAGGUUGACUGAUGGUGGGUAUGAGGAAGAUGUUGCUGCAUAUUGCUUCUAUGCUCGACAAAAUUAUUUUAAAGGAGAGCAGGUUCUUCUAUGCUAUGGGACUUACACGAAUUUGGAGCUUCUUGAACACUACGGGUUUCUUCUAAAUGAAAAUCCAAAUGACAGAGUUUUUAUUCCCUUGGAACCUGAAAUUUAUUCCUCCUGUUCAUGGCCGAAGGAGUUGCUGUAUAUUCAUCAUAAUGGAAAGCCAUCUUUUUCCCUGUUGUCUGCUUUGCGAUUAUGGACAACCCCACCAAGCAAGCGGAGAUCUCUGGGACAACUUGCUUAUUCUGGUUCUCCACUAUCCACAGACAAUGAGAUACAUGUUAUGAAAUGGAUAGCAAAUAAAUGCAAUGAGGUAUUGAAGAAUUUGCCAACAUCAAUUGAAGAAGACAGUUUGGUACUAAGUUCCAUCAACGAAAUUCAAGAUCUCCAUACCCUUGUGGAGUUAGAGAAGGCAAUAUCGGCUUCUAGGGGCGAGAUCCGGUCAUUCUUAGAAGCCAAUAAGUUGCAAAAUGUAGCAAGUGGUAAUAACUCACUUCUAUCCAGCAAAGCUAGAAGAUCUAUGGACAGGUUGAAAUUGGCUGUCCAGUGGAGGGCCAGGUACAAGAAAAUCCUGCUUGAUUGCAUUUCUUUGCAUUGCACGGAAACAAUUGAUUCCCUAACUUGAGAAAAUGAUUUACCAGUGAAGUUGAAAAAGGCCUAGUUUAACGUU
Molecule: messenger RNA, 1625 nt
Organism: Juglans microcarpa x Juglans regia
Lineage: Eukaryota; Viridiplantae; Streptophyta; Magnoliopsida; Fagales; Juglandaceae
Product: protein SET DOMAIN GROUP 40
Biological process (GO): peptidyl-lysine monomethylation
Molecular function (GO): protein binding; protein-lysine N-methyltransferase activity
Source: RefSeq, a predicted model, not a curated record